Molecule: messenger RNA, 750 nt
Organism: Medioppia subpectinata
Lineage: Eukaryota; Metazoa; Arthropoda; Arachnida; Sarcoptiformes; Oppiidae
Source: the annotation of a GenBank genome assembly
AUGAAUCAAUUAGUGUUGUCGACAGCACUGGUAGUAGUGUUUUGUCGCAUAGCUGUCGCCCAAUACGGCGGUGACUACGGCGGCGGCGAAGAGGGAGGCUAUAAAGGGGGAGACUAUGGCGGCGGUGAAAAGGGUGGUGAAGGUGGUUAUGGCGAGGGCUAUGAGAAGAAAGUAUACAAACCAGCGGUGGUUAAGCCUCCGAUAAUACCAUACGUUAAGCCUGUAGUCAAAUCGUACGCAAAGUAUCCGAGCUAUGGUGGCUAUGGUGGGUAUGGCGGAGGUUAUGAAGGUUAUGGCGGUCACGGCAAAGUGAUCCCGAUCACAAAACUGCAUGAAUAUCAGCCCAAGUUUGACAUAACACCGUUCAUCAAGUCGUACGGAGGCGCACACCUGCUCCAGAAGUACCACAAACCCGAAGUGAUCGUCAAACACGCGCCGCCCGUUUUUAUCAAACAGCCACCCAUUGAGAAGACUAUCAUUCAAAACGUUUACGUCAAACAACCCGUUAUAGUAAAGGAACAGCCGGUCAUUCAUAAGGAGAAGGAGAUUAUCGUGAAGAAGAAGCCGGCGAUCGUCAAAAUCAAUGAGAAGGCGCCCGUAGACGUCAAGGACUUCGGGCAGACCGCUGUUGUCAAGGGCUAUAAACCUAAAUAUGAACCCAAAUAUGAACCUAAAUAUGAGCCCAAAUACGAACCCAAAGGCGAGGGCUCUGUGGGCGGCGGCGAAGGGGCUAAAGAGGAUUACCAGUGA